UUUUUGAAAAUACAGUAAAUAAAUAUGCAUCUCUCCAAAAAGAAAUCCCAAGCUAACUACGACGUCGUACCGGUGCUUUCAUUUCCCUAGAAAUCCCGCCUCGCCGCCGCUGAUCGCCGCCGCUCGUUUCUCUUCUCCUCACUCCACAUUACACUCCGACGAGCAACCACCACUCCGUCCAUGGAAGCCCAGCCUGAAUCCGACCCGAAAACCAACCGAGCGGAGAACCCGAAGCCCGACUACGAAGAAAUCGAAGAUGAUGAAGACGAAGACGACACGGAGCUGGAAGAAGACGACGACAACGAGAAAACAACGGAUGCCCGAAUGCAAAGGGACCGAGCCGACAUGGACUCGCUAUUCAGGCGCCUCUCGUCGGAGCGGGUUCCGGUUCGGGUUCACGACAUAGUCGUCAAGGGAAACAGGAAGACGAAGGAUUCCGUGAUCGAGGCAGAGGUGGAGACUCUGUUCAGAGAUGCCAACAGCUUCCAACAGCUGCUGCGCGCCGCCGGUGUCGCCAAAUUGCGGCUGCACCGUCUCGGUAUUUUUGAUUCUGUUAGUAUCACGCUCGACGCCGGCCCGCCGGAACUUCCGGGGACGGCGAAUGUCGUCAUUGAUGUUUCGGAGGGGAGUUUGCUCUCUGGGGAUUUUGGCGUUUAUUCCAAACCGGAGGCUAGAUCGUGGUCUCUGGAAGCAGCAGCAAGACUGAAAAAUCUGUUGGGGUAUGGAGAUUUGUGGGAUGGUUCACUGGCUUAUGGUUGGGGUCAGUCAUUGGAAAUUAGCUCAGGGGUGGCUUUACCCAGAUUCAAAUCGAUUCCUACUCCAGUGUCUGGGAGAAUAUCUCUGCUUUCCCAGGAUUGGUUGAAGUUCUCUUCCUACAAAGAACGAGCUCUUGGGCUCUCACUCAGUCUAUUGUCAACGGGGAACCAUGACCUGUCUUACAAUCUCUCUUGGCGGACUCUAACAGAUCCAUCUCAAAUGUCUUCCUACACAGUGAGGAGGCAGCUCGGACAUAAUCUGUUGUCAGCACUGAAGUAUGCAUUUAAAAUAGACCAUAGAGAUUCACCAAUGAGGCCAACUAGAGGAUAUGCUUUUGUUUCCACUACUCAAAUUGGUGGCCUUUUUCCUGAUUUACGGAGUUUGCGCUUUUCCCGUCAGGAGUUUGAUCUUCGUUAUGCUAUCCCCCUUGGAUUCUAUCGGGCUGCAUUGAACUUUGGGAUAUCUGGUGGUGUUUUGUUUCCAUGGGGGAGGGGAUCUUUGAGUAGUCCCACGUAUUUGCCUGAGAGGUUCUUCAUGGGUGGCAAUACUUCACCAGUUUGCUCCUUGAUAGGGCCAACAUCUAUUUUAGGCUUCAAGUCGAGGGGAGUGGGUCUCGCUGAACCUAGACGAGCUACGAGAGAAAAUUCAAAUGAUGAGAACUCUGGUGAUUCUGGAAUAGAUCAUGUUGGGGGAGAUCUUGCUCUCACUGCCUUUGCAGACCUUUCUUUUGAUCUACCUCUCAAGGUUCUUAGGAAUGCUGGUAUCCAUGGGCAUGCCUUUGCUUGCACUGGCAGUCUAAAUAAAUUGAGCGAGAAUUCAUUCAGGGAAUUUUCUCUUCAGAAAUUUAAGGAUUCUUUCCGAAGCUCUGUGGGAGCUGGACUUGUCGUGCCGACUCAGCUAUUUCGAAUGGAGGUAAAGAGUUCUUCAGCUUCUAAAGUCUCAUAUAUUAACUUCUGUUUCCCAAUUUUCCUCUCUACGGCUGAUUUUGCUAAAGUAUAAAAGAUACACACACUCGACACAGCUUAGAUUCAUACAAUCUCCAUUUCAACAAAAAGGUUCUCCCAGAAAGGAAUCUGUUACUUACUGCAGGUUUCAAUGUCUAUACGAAGAAAAGUAUGUUAUUUCAUCACUUUAUCGGAUGUUAUAGACUAUUUGCAGUCCUUCAAUCUAGACUGUAAGAUUAACCGGAUAGUAUUGGCUUACAAAUUACAUGAUUGCAACUAGUAUUAUUGGGAGAAUUUCCUAGUUUCCAACAUGAUUUGCUGCUUGUCGGAGAAAGGGCUCCUUCGUAUCUAUGCUAUAACAAAUUUCUAGUUAGAGUAAUGGAGGAAAUAAAACUUAUGUGUUACUUGAGAUGGAAGCAAUGCAGAAUGCUUUGAGAUAUUCUGUGUAAUGCUCAAACACAAGGAUUCCAUCAUUUGUUUCCUUUGAUUAACAGGUCAACUACUGCUAUAUUCUGAAGAAACAAGAGCACGACAAAGGGAAGACUGGUGUACAGUUUUGCUUCUCUUCUCCACAUUGAUUUCGUGUUUUGAUAACUCGCGGCUUAUUACAGAUUUAGAAUUUGAGUAAGUUUAUCUUCUUCAUAUCCAACUAUAGACAGCUCUGAAACAAUUUCUCGAUGCAGCUCCAGAGAAAAAAUUAUAUUUAAUUCUUACCUUUCCUUGACUAUGGAAAAAAAACAUUUAUUGUUGCUUCAAAUAGAUAAAGCUGCACUUCUUUUUUGAUCA
Molecule: messenger RNA, 2486 nt
Organism: Salvia miltiorrhiza (redroot sage)
Lineage: Eukaryota; Viridiplantae; Streptophyta; Magnoliopsida; Lamiales; Lamiaceae
Exons: 3
Coding region: 181-1755 (524 amino acids)
Biological process (GO): protein insertion into mitochondrial outer membrane
Cellular component (GO): SAM complex; outer membrane
Source: RefSeq, a predicted model, not a curated record